AUGCACCAAAGAUGGUUGAGAUGGACUCGGCAGCUGCUUCCAGUUCGGCCUCUGACAACCAGCGCUCUCUUUAACUUUGCGCCCACGCGCCCAGCUCGAUGCAAUCUUCAAGCUAUCUCUUAUGGCUUCUAUUCUAGUGUCCCAUGGCCGCAACAAGACCACGGCCCCCUUCGCAAGCAGCUAAAAGACGCUGCAAAGGCAAUUCGGGCUCUCCCACCAGCUCCGGCUGCCGCUGAGAAUCCAGAUAGACUCGCCGAUUGGGAGUUGACCGUUGGCAUUGAAAUCCACGCUCAACUCAAUGCUUCUCGCAAGCUUUUCUCACCUGGCAUAACUGCGCCGACUACGGUCCCAAACAGUCAAGUGGCUCCCUUCGAUAUCGCGUUGCCUGGCAGUCUCCCAGUCCUUCAACCGGCUGUUAUCCUACCUGCUCUUCGUGCGGCCACCGUUCUAGGUUGUACAAUCCAGCAAGUGAGCAACUUUGACCGCAAACAUUAUUUCUACCAUGAUCAGUCGGCGGGCUACCAGAUUACUCAAUAUUACCACCCCUUCGCAAAGAACGGCCGCGUGGUGUUAACCGCCGAAGAUGGGUUAGACGAGGGUCGCACCGUCACGGUGAACAUCAAGCAAGUGCAAUUGGAACAGGAUACCGCCAGAACUCAAGAGGACGAUAGCAAUACGGCGUUGAUAGACUUCAACCGUUGUGGUCAAGCCUUGGUUGAGAUCAUAUCCUUGCCCAACCUACAUUCUCCGCGAGAUGCUGCCAUCUACGUUAAGAAGAUCCAGUCACUUUUAUACGCUGUUGACGCCGUCACAACUGGCAUGGAACAAGGUGGUCUUCGAGCAGAUGUCAAUGUCUCUGUCCGUCGCCGGGGUGCCGAGGAGGGGCCAUUCGCCUACAGUGGCGUGACGGGUCUCGGCCAGCGUACAGAAAUCAAGAAUCUCAGCACCUUCAAGGGUAUCGAAGAUGCAAUCAAGGCGGAAAGAGACCGCCAAAUCAGGAUCCUCGAGUCCGGUGGCCGGGUCCUAGGUGAGACUCGAGGCUGGUCCAUGACGAGCCCCAAUGAAACAAAGAGACUUCGAGGGAAAGAAGGUGAGGUGGACUACCGAUACAUGCCUGAUGCAGACAUCCCUCCACUCUACAUCAGUACCGACUUGAUUUCUUGGAUUAAGAAGACCCUGCCACCCACAGCGAGUGAAUUGGUUGAGAUCCUGGUCCAGGAGUACUGCCUCAGUUUUACCGACGCGAUGGCGUUAGUUUCACUUGACGACGGCGAGCGAUUGAUAUAUUUCCAAGAAGUAGUGGAUGAGUUGGUGUCCAGCACCCGAUUUACUACGACUCCCAAGGAUCACGGCAAGACCGUUGGGAAUUGGGUGUUGCACGAAUUAGGUGCUCUAAUUUCCACCGAAGAAAGGCAAUGGAGCGACAACCCCGUCUCCCCCAAGUCCAUGGCUGAAAUUAUCUAUCGGCUGAAAGACAAUCAGAUUACGGGGAGUUCUGCCAAACAGAUCCUCAAGCUCAUCUACAAUGGUGACAAAAGAACAAUCUCACAUAUCAUCAAACAAGAGGAAUUGGGCUUUUCGGAAAUGUCGACCGAAACCUACCAAGCAAUUGCAAAGGAAAUAGUCGAACGAUUCCCUCAGCAUGUCAAAGACAUUGUUGAGAAGGGCAAAGUUGGGAAAUUGCAAUUCCUCAUGGGACAAAUGAUGAGACACCCACGAAGGGGUGACAUGCGUGCCCCUGAGGCCGAAAAAACACUUCGCCAACUGAUCUUGGGGAGCCGUGGAUGA
Cladophialophora psammophila CBS 110553 is the source of this 1788-nucleotide messenger RNA. RefSeq lists its product as uncharacterized. The coding region runs from base 1 to 1788 and encodes 595 amino acids. The record is from RefSeq and is a predicted model, not a curated record. The transcript is spliced from 2 exons. Gene Ontology annotation, biological process: mitochondrial translation; glutaminyl-tRNAGln biosynthesis via transamidation. Gene Ontology annotation, molecular function: glutaminyl-tRNA synthase (glutamine-hydrolyzing) activity. NCBI's taxonomy places the organism in Eukaryota, Fungi, Ascomycota, Eurotiomycetes, Chaetothyriales, Herpotrichiellaceae.